Leopardus geoffroyi (Geoffroy's cat) is the source of this 1337-nucleotide messenger RNA. It is a transcript of the gene NDUFAB1, whose product is annotated as NADH:ubiquinone oxidoreductase subunit AB1. The coding region runs from base 48 to 512 and encodes 154 amino acids. Gene Ontology annotation, cellular component: mitochondrion. The record is from RefSeq and is a predicted model, not a curated record. NCBI's taxonomy places the organism in Eukaryota, Metazoa, Chordata, Mammalia, Carnivora, Felidae. Gene Ontology annotation, molecular function: acyl carrier activity; acyl binding. Gene Ontology annotation, biological process: fatty acid biosynthetic process. The transcript is spliced from 5 exons.
AACUGGGCCGGCGGGCGCGGCGCAGUGCAUCCUGGGUCAGCGUAGCCAUGGCGGCUCGUGUCCUUUCCGCUUGUGUCCGCCGACUGCCUGCGGCCUUCGCGCCGCUGCCCCGGGUCCCCACGCUGGCCGCAAUCCGGCCGCUCAGCAACACCCUCUGCCCCGCGGGGGCCCGGACGAAGCCUGGGGUUCCGCAUCCUGCCUCGGUGCUCGCGCAGGUUCCAGUAACACAGUUGUGCCGCCAGUAUAGUGAUGCGCCCCCUUUGACGUUAGAGGGAAUCAAGGACCGUGUUCUUUAUGUCUUGAAACUCUAUGACAAGAUCGACCCUGAAAAGCUCUCGGUAAAUUCCCACUUUAUGAAAGACCUGGGCUUAGACAGUUUGGACCAAGUGGAGAUUAUCAUGGCCAUGGAGGACGAAUUCGGGUUUGAAAUCCCUGAUACAGAUGCUGAGAAGUUAAUGUGUCCACAAGAAAUUGUAGAUUACAUUGCAGAUAAGAAGGAUGUUUAUGAAUAAAAUAUCAGGUCCCUUCUGGUUAUCUGCCACUCAAAGGGGGCCGGCCUUAGUGAUCAUCUUUAUCCUUGAGACGGGCCGUGAACAAUUCAUUCUUGGACAGGACUUCCUUGAUUGUCAGCCCUCCUCAUAAAAGCAGUCUUGUACAAAACACUGAGCAAGGUAACCCAGAAGCGGAGCCCUCUACUGCCCUCAGUUACCCACCCGAAGCCAGCCCAGCCUGAUGUCCCAGAAGUUGUGAGAUGGCCUGAAGCUUAAUCAGGCAGGAGAGGCCUCCUGGGUAAGAGGAUGGACUCUGGAGUCAGACACUGGACUUGAUUCUCAGCUCUGUCCGGGUCUGUAAGUCUGGUGACCUUGGGCAGGCUGUCUAGCCUCUAAACCUGCUUCCUCAUAUGUAAAAUGGGGAUAAUGACAGGACCUACCUGGGAAUUUUGUGGUGGAGAAAGUUGGUAGUGUAUGCAGAUCACUUACAACCAUGCUUGAUGGUAAAGAAGCCUGUCAGUAGUAGACAUUAGCUAUUGUUAUUUAGACUCUAAUCAAGUGAUUGACUUUUUAAAUACAACAUUGUAUCGAGUAUCUAUAACUUUAGUUACCCUGGAUUGAGCACCUCCAAGUCCCUAAAAGUCAGUGCACCAAAGAGAAACACUGAAUUUACUUUGUUUUUGCCAGACCCCUUUUUUUCACUGAGAGAAGACUCAGAAGAUGCUGGCAAGUGUCUGGAAGUGAGAACGCGUUUUGGCAUUAUUGCUGCCUUUGACAGAGUAAUUCUGUUUAGACUUGUAUUUAAAUUGUCUGUUUUGCCCUUUGAAAAUAAAUCUAUAAAACCAA